ACUCUUGGGCUUGGGUUCUGUUCUAUUCUGCGAGUCACUCAGCACAGCACAGCAGAGUCACAACUGUCAUGGAGCAACGAGUAGCACCUUGUCACUCCCCCAUCCACCACACAACCAGUACGGACUAAAUUAUUCAUUCCGCCCUUAUUGUCAAAGACCAAGUGCGAUGUUCACUCCGUUCCCGGAGCAUUCUAGUCUACGUGUCGCAUUUAUAGGCGAGGCGACCCCUGCGAAUGUCGUCGGUCUGGCUUGUCCCAGCCGUCGCGACGCCGCACUCCGCUCCUCCACGCAGGAUCAGUAUCGAAGCGCAUGUUCGUAUUAGCUUCGCUCACCGUGUCCUCAAGCCCUGAACCAAUUCCGCAUCCGCUUCCUCGCAGACCUUUCGAUUCCUUCUCCAGCGCGUGCUGCCGGUUCUCUGACUACAGCUUUGCUUGUGCUAACCCUCUCCUGGUGCCUUUCUUGUCGGAAUGCACGCAUCAGCAACAUACUGUCCCGUCGCCAUUGUCGGAUUUAGUUCAAUAGUAGUCGACGCAGCCGAGGCAUCUACUCGCUCCUCCUGCUCCUCGUUCUCUAAACCCUCCUCGAGAUUCCCGCUGAAUCGUAGCAGAAAUUCGCCUCAAUUCUCCUCCGGGCGCCGUCGACACAGUCCACUGCGAUCCAGUCACCGCAUCCUCACUGCCACCACCUCCCUCGUUACAAUCACCCGCCAUCAUGGCCGCGCCAUCAGAGCUCAAGAUUCUAGUGGCCGAAGACAACACAGUGAACGUGAUGGUGCUGAUGUCGAUGCUGAAGCGCAUGGGGCUCAAGGCGACGGUGGCGAAGAACGGAGUGGAGGCCGUGGAGGCCGUGCACAACACCAAGUUCGAUAUAAUCCUCUCCGAUAUAUGCAUGCCGCUCAUGGACGGGCUCACCGCCACGCAGCUCAUUCGCCAGUACGAGCGCACGGGGAAAUUCCCCGCGGAGGAAAUCGCUAAGGCUAAAGUGUCUGGCGCGCCUGCGGGGGAUGAGAAAGCUGGGCUCGCGGAGUGGACAGGGGCGGAGGGAGGCGAAGGCGGGGGGGAUGGGGAAGGCGGGGAUUUCCGCCCGCGCACGCCGGUUGUAGCUGUGAGCGCGAAUGCGCUGCAGGCGGAUCAAGACCGGUGCAAGGCGGCGGGGAUGGAUGCGUUUCUAGCGAAACCGGUGAAUUUCCAAAAGCUGAAGGACACGAUGGGGCAAUUCGUGGACCUCAGUAAUAUCGCUCCUCCGCCCCCUGCCCGACCCCCUCCCAAACCAGUCGUGGAGUCGAGUAGUGAGGAGGAGGAGGAAGAGGAGGAAGAGGAAGAGGAGGACGAGAGGGGGAGGGAGAAAAGGAAGGGAGAGGAAGAGGAGGAGGAGGAGGAGGAGGAGGAUGAGGAAGAAGAGGGGUCGGUACGAGGAGGAGCGGGGAAGGCGGGGCAGGAAAACGGCAGAACAGGAUUUGCGAGAGGAGUGGCGGAUGGAAAGAAGGAAGAGAGCACAGACGCAAGUAAAGCGAAAGAGGCUCAGGAGGAGGAAGAGGAAGAGGAAGAGGAAGAGGAAGAGGAAGAGGAAGAUGGGAAGGCGGAGCGGAAGCAUGAGAUGGCAGAGGCUGCUAGGUCUGGAGCAGCAGCCAUGGCGAACGGACUGGCGGCACGGAAUGACGAGGAGGACGAAGAGGAGGGGGACGAGGAGGGGGACGAGGAGGGGGACGAGGAGGGGGACGAGGAGGGGGACGAGGCAAGGGACGUGGAAAGAGAGUCGGAAGGAUCUGAAGGCAGUGAGGGUGAGGAGAGGGAGGAGAGGAAAAGGCAGGGAGGGAGAGAUGAGCGAGAGGAGGAGGAGGAGGAAGACGAGGAGGACGAGGAGGAGGCAGAGCCGCCAAGGCGGCAACCUGUUGCUGCCACGUCGUCCACUUCUUCCGGGUCGUCUGUUGCCAACGCCAUUGCUGCUGCCAGGGCGGCCGCUGCAGCCAGAGCUGCCGCAGUAGCAAAGGCAGCAGCGGCGGCAGAGGCAGCGGCAGAAAGGGAUGAGGCAAGGCAAAGCAGCAAGGCAGCAGAGCAGUUUGCCAGCAGCAGCAGCACCGGCAGCCGAGCAAGCUCGGGGCAGGCAGCUGUUGGGAGCGCGGCGAGCGGCAGGAGCAGCAGCAUGAGCAGCACGGGGAGGACCAGCAGUGUGCGCGCUGUAGACGCCGCCGAACUGCUCUCCACUGCCACCUCGGCUGCGCCUGCUGCUGCCACCGCUGCUGCACCUGAAGCGUCAGCUGCUGCAGUGCCUCCCAUCAAACGGUCCUCCAGUAGAAACUCCCUGGUUUCUUCCAAAGCCAAUGGGGACGUGACAGGUGGCAGGGUGACUUCCCCAGCGCUCCCUCCUGGAGUGGUGGAUGUGAGGGAGCUGAUGCGGACCGAGGAGAGGGAGAGGGAGAGAGAGAGGGCGCUGGAGAAGGAGCAGAGCAGCAAGCCCAGUCGCAUGCUCAGAUCCAAGUCGAGAGAUGGGCUGGCGGUUGCCACAGAGAUAGUGGACACUGAGGCUGGGGAUAGCGAGUCGGAGCCUGGCCCCAUGUCACGCUCUCGCUCUCAGCCCCAAAGGCGCUCGUCGUCCCAUCUCUCCUCGGCUGCAUCAGUCGCCUCAGGCCUGGAAACGGACUCCCCUAGUGCCUCCCCUUCCCGCCGCCACCACCACCGCCACCAGCACGACCACCUGUCGACCUCAUCUCGCUCGCCCUCCCCCCACGGCUCGCGCCACCAUCACCACCACCAGCAGCACCGGCACCGUUUGUCAGUCACGGGUGACGAUGACGGGCUCUCCGCUGUGACUCGCAGCCACAGCAGCAACAGCAGCAGCAGGCGGCGCUCGUCCCUGUCCCGGCGAAGCAGCAUUCAGGCGGAUUCUCUAGCACCAGACCCCAAUGCUCUAGCUGCGGCUGCUAUGGCUGCGGCAGCGGCAGCUGCUGCGGCGCACGAGCCGUCCUCGCGCUCGGGGCCGCAUUCAGAGCAGUUUUCGGUGGCAGGGCGGCUUAUCGGGGAGAAGGAGAGCAGUGGGCGUAGCAGCAGCGGCAGCAGGAGCAGGUCCGGGAGGAGGAACAGCACCGAGGCCACGGUCGACCCCGCUCUCGCUGCUGCUGCCGCGGCUGCUGCUGCUGCGGCUGCUGCGGCCGUUGCUGCGAAUCCUGGGAAAAGCAGCAGCAGCAGCAGCAGGAGGAAGAGCACGAGUAGUUGUGGAAGGGCAGGGCACGAGGGGGCAGACAGUGGGCUGUAUAGGGAUCUGGUUGGGACUUCGAUGGGAGGAACUGUGGCAGGGUCACGCAGAGGAGGGUUGGUGGAUGAUGGGAUGUAUGGGGGAGAUGGCAUGGCGAGUAAUGGUUACAAUCCAGGCCCCUGGGGUCAGGACGCCCAUCAUGCUCAGCUGCAGCACCACCAGCAGCAGCUCCAGCAGCAGCAACAGUUGCAACAGCAGCAGCAGCUACUGAUCCAACAGCAGCAGCAGCUGCAGCAGUUGCUACUGCAGCAGCAACUGCAGCAGGAGCAGCAACAACUGUUUGAACAGCAGCAGCAGCAGCACCACCACCAUCACCGGCGCAGCAGCCUUUUCCCCGACCUAGCGCAGGAAGAGAAGCGGCUACAGUCAGGGGGCGGCAGCGGCAAUCUGCUGUCCAUGGGCGUUGGCAGCAAGUCCAUGAGCGCUGUCUCGCGCCGCAGCACGCUCGCCUCUGUCUCUGCUGCCGCCAGUGCCAUCCCGCAACACUUCUCUCCCUCCGACGACCCUUACUGCGGCAGCACUGGCAGGGACGGCUCCCCUAUGAGCAGCAGACACGUGCUGCAGCAAGCGCAGGGGGCGCAAUCAGGGCACCUGGGCAGGCCAGUGGCGCGGGUGCUAGGGCAGCAGGAGCACGGGGGUGGUGGGAGUCCGGAUAAGAGCGGCAUGUGGGCGCAGAGGGAGGCGCUGGUGGCGGCGCAGAUGGAGCUGCAGCAGCGCGCGCAGCAGCGCAGGUCCAGAGCUGCUGCUCCCUCCAUCAUCUUCCCGGAUCUUGACCCCUUCACCUCCCACUGCAAGAAUCCGUACCAGUAGAGGGGAGGGAAGGGAAUGAUGAUGGGGGGGGGGGAGGGGGAAGGAGUCUUGAGGGAGGGAUUAUAGCAGCCUCAGGUCCCAUUCAUUCCCCUGCGAUCUCCCUUUCUCCCCUCUCGACGUCCCUCCGUUUCUAUUCGUUCCUCUUUCAGCUCGACGGUCAACCCCUUUCCAACCAACCCCCUUCAUUCGUCCUAUGAUGAGCUUUGCAUCCGCCUUACCCCUUCAAGGACUGUACCUUAACACACUUGUAUUGCUGGUCCCCUGCUCUCCCUACUCCCGUUUGGUCACCCUUGUUGAUUAUGCAUUUUUUUGCAUUUCUCAAGAAUGCACGAUGUGCAGUGCAGUCGCAUCACUUCUAGAACUGCCGUUUGCUUUGCUAGGGGAGAUUCUGCUCGUUGGGAGUUCGGAUACAGUUGUAUUGUACCUAGACAUUUCAAUACAAUGUGGUGGAUUAU
Molecule: messenger RNA, 4517 nt
Organism: Closterium sp. NIES-67
Lineage: Eukaryota; Viridiplantae; Streptophyta; Zygnematophyceae; Desmidiales; Closteriaceae
Source: the annotation of a GenBank genome assembly